AUGAGAGGAAGCAAUAGCUCUCCGUCGUCCUUGUCACGAAGACAACCAUGGAAAUCGAUAAAGAUUGAUGAUCUCCCGGAUGCUGUAUUGAUUGAAGUACUUUGUCGACUAUCUUGCAGUAAACUAAUUUUUCGAUGCAAGUGCGUGUGCAAGCGUUGGUUCACCCUCAUCUCCGAUCCUUAUUUUGUUGACCACUAUCUACGUCACCAAAGUGAUAAUAAAAGACGCAUAAUACGCACCCUGAUAUAUGCAAGGGAAUACGUGGUAGGACUGAGAUGCCAUCCUUGGACAAACCCAACUGUUGUAGCGACAUAUAAUGACUUAAUGUUGUGUUAUGGAAACCUGAACCGUUACUGCAUAUGCAAUCCAGGCACGAUGCAAUGGGUUGCUCUUCCUUGCAUUCCCACUUACACCGUACACCGCCACUCUGAGGUACGAGUGGGAUUCAUCUGCGAUACCCCCUGCUAUAACUACAAGGAAGACGAACACGAAGAUCAGAAAGGAGAUGUCAUGCAGCAUAAUGCUGCGUAUAGGUGCAAGGUUGUGAGAAUUCGUCCUCCGGAGAAGGGUUAUUAUAAUUUUUCCUUCGAAUUGAAAGUGGACAUUUUCUCUUCCGAGACUGGUGAAUGGAGGAAGGCAGUUGUAUCGUCCCCACGAGCCAUUACUUUGAAUGGUCUUGGCUUUCCUCACCAAGGAAUAUUGUACUGGUUGGGUCGGGAGGAAAAUGGUUGCUCUAUUAUUUUUGGGUUGGAUCCGUUUAGUGAUAAACCUAAGUGUUUUUUCAUUGCACUUGAUGAGCCUUUAAACGACCUUCGGCACUUUGGUGUUUGCGGAGGUUGCAUACGGAUGUGUGGCUUGGACAUGGCUACCAGGAGUCUGAUUGUUUUUUAUUUGAAAGCAGAAGAAGAUGGCAAAUUCUGUUUGAGUAAACGCAUGGUUUAUUCGUUGGACCAAAAUAUGUACCUGGAUAAUGAAUCGAAUGUUAGCCUGCGACCCUUCGAUCCAAACAAUGAGGACGUUUGCUAUCUAUACGUGAAUGGAGAAUGUGUCAAGUACAAGUACAAUUUUCGUACCAGAAAGUGGUCAACGAUCGUUGAAGAGAUUCCACACAAAAUUUCCUACAGCUUUGUGCAUGUGCAGCCAUGGUGGCCAACACCAGUUCCUAGACUCCCACAACAUGCAUGCCCAGCAGCAAUGCCAUGGCGGAGGAAAAGAGGCGAGCAAAUUUAA
Messenger RNA from Prunus armeniaca (apricot), 1230 nucleotides. The record is from the annotation of a GenBank genome assembly. Lineage: Eukaryota; Viridiplantae; Streptophyta; Magnoliopsida; Rosales; Rosaceae.